This is a messenger RNA of Lacerta agilis (Sand lizard), 2066 nucleotides long. RefSeq names its product RH-like protein. Gene Ontology annotation, biological process: ammonium transmembrane transport; ammonium homeostasis. Gene Ontology annotation, cellular component: plasma membrane. Bases 270 to 1514 code for a protein of 414 amino acids. Lineage: Eukaryota; Metazoa; Chordata; Lepidosauria; Squamata; Lacertidae. Gene Ontology annotation, molecular function: ammonium channel activity. The transcript has 10 exons. The record is from RefSeq and is a predicted model, not a curated record.
AGUCGUUAAUUCCUCGGGGAAAAUUCUGACCACCCAAAAGAGCCCUCAUUCUAGCACAGCCUUAUCCCACAACCUCAGAUCACAAGGCAACCCCACAGCAGUCAAAAUACCCAGCAACAGCAGAUUGGCCUGCUCUCCUGGGCGGCAUUAGAUAAGGACUUAAUGCCUUCUGGCUAUCACAUUCAGACUUUCUCAGCUACUUUCUCUCUUUUAACUCAAGGAAUUAACACCCACUUCCCUUUUUAAAUGCUGUAGUUCAUGAACACAGGAUGCCCUCUCAGUAUGCUCCAAGUCUCCGGAUUCGUCUGCCUGGGCUCAUUUUCUUUUUGGAAGCUGCUUUCAUCCUUAUAUUUUUCUUUUUCUUUUCAUAUGACCAUCAAAGUGUUCAAAAAGACCUUGCAAUCUAUCCAGCAUUUCAAGAUGUCAACAUCAUGGUGGUCUUGGGCUUUGCCUUCCUCUUGGCCUUCCUGAGAAGAUACGGCUUCAGCAGCACUGGAUUCAGCCUUUUCCUUGCAGCCCUUGGAGUGCAGUGGGCUUUGAUCGUGAAUGGCUUCAUUUUCCAUUUCUCAGACGGGCAAGUGAAGAUAAAUCUGCAAAGCAUCUUGGCAGCCAUUAUGAGUAUUACAGCGGUGCUGAUUUCAGCUGGUGCGAUCCUCGGCAAAGUCAACCUGAUGCAGUUAAUCUGCAUGGCUAUGGUGGAAGUGGCUGUUUUCGCUGGGAACAGAUGGAUCAUUGUGAAUGUUUUGGCGAUUAAGAGCCACAUCAGCUUGAUGCAUGUUCAUUUAUUUGGGUCAUUUUUUGGCUCCACCAUCUCCUGGUUCCUCUACAAUUCCUCACUGCACCCAAAGGUUGAGAAAGAAAGAUCAAAGCCUGCCUCUGAUGUGUUUGCAAUGCUGGGUACUCUCUUCCUCUGGACGUUCUGGCCCAGCUUCAAUUCUGUGUUGGUAGAGAAUGAAGAGGAAAAACAGGCUGCCAUUUGCAACACCUAUUUUGCAAUGGCUACAAGUGCUGUGGCUGCAUUUGCGUUCUCAAAGGCUACCAGUAGUGAUGGGAUGUUCCACAUGGCCCACAUCCAGAAUGCCACUCUGGCCGGUGGGGUUGCUGUUGGCUUCUCAGUUCCCAUCAUCCGAUACCCUUGGAUUGCGAUGACUUUAGGUCUGGCGGUCGGGACAGGCUCUGUACUUGGCUUUGCCUUUUUACAGAAGCACCUGGAACCGGCACUUAGGAAUCAUGAUACCUGUGGAGUUAUUUACACGUUUGGCCUGCCCAGUGUGAUUGGAGGGAUCACCCGCAUUAUUCUUAUCCUAAUAGACAGCCAGGAAGACCUAGAAGGAAUGGGUUAUACGGCUUUGAUUGAACUUGGUGCACCCUGCAUGAUCAUUUCCCUGGGUCUGAUAGCUGGACUCAUUACAGGUUUCUUACUAACUUUUGAAUUCUGGAAAGCACCUCCUAUAACAAAGUAUUUUGAUGAUCAAGCUUUUUGGGAGUUUCCACAUUUAGCUGUUGGAUAUUGAAUACAGGCAUCAAGACGGCAGUAAACUAGUCAUGGAAGAUUUUGUCUAUCUGCCAUUAAAGCCACCAAAAGUUGUGUAACCUUUUCAUAGAAACCAUUUGUUUGCAAGACUGAAUGAACUACAUUACUGCUUCGUUGAAAAGGCUGCCAACCACCUUCUUUUCUCUAAGGCAUACUAUUUACAGCUGAACCUGCAAAAUGCUGAGGAUUUUGUUUUGGGGGUGUAUUAAAUGUGGAUUUUACCUCACUUGACCUUCCCCUGCCAGCACCUUAAAUGCAGUGGUUUUAAAAACUUUCCACACUGAGUUGUCUGUUGUAAAAUUCUUGCCACCUUGCAGAGGAUUCUGGGGGCAUUUUCUAGGUGUUGCACCUUACAAGGGAGUGUGGAAAAGUUGUCCAAGUGUACAGUGUGAUAUAUGGAGCUAAGUAUUUUAUAAUAUGCUAUGCCUCCACAGUUGUGUAAUUUUAUAUCUCCAUAUGCCUACCAUCUUUCUUACUGCUACCACUGCCUUUAAUGUCCCAAUUAACCCUGUGCAUAAAUGGCUUAAAUGGA